Styela clava is the source of this 3745-nucleotide messenger RNA. RefSeq names its product protein phosphatase 1A-like. Lineage: Eukaryota; Metazoa; Chordata; Ascidiacea; Stolidobranchia; Styelidae. Gene Ontology annotation, biological process: protein dephosphorylation. The record is from RefSeq and is a predicted model, not a curated record. Gene Ontology annotation, molecular function: magnesium ion binding; protein serine/threonine phosphatase activity; manganese ion binding.
UAAUUUAAUAUAUUAGAUUUAUCAAUGAAAUAAUUGAAUAUUAUGGGAGCUUUUCUGGAUAAACCCAAGACGGAUAAAAAGAAUGAAAAGGGAGGAAAUAGUGCAUUCAAGUUUGCAACAAGUUCCAUGCAAGGAUGGCGUGUGGAUAUGGAAGACAGUCAUUCAGCUAAAGUAGGCUUACCUUCACUACCACAAUGGUCAUUUUUUGCAGUAUUUGAUGGCCAUGCUGGCUCUAAAAUAGCCGAAUAUUCAUCUCACCAUCUCAUUGAACAUGUCCUGUCGCAUAAAAAGUUUGAAAAUUUUAUAAAUAACGGAGAGAAAGGUGGAGAAAUGCCUGAUGAGGAUGUCAAAGAAGCCAUUCGAGAUGGAUUCCUUAAUCUUGACCUAAAAAUGCGUGAGAUUUCGUCGACUAGAAAUGACAACGAUAGAAGCGGUUCUACUGCAACAUGUGUGCUAAUAUCUCCACAAAAAUAUUACUUUGUGAAUUGUGGGGAUUCCAGAUCAUUGUUAUGUAGAGAUUCUAAAGUUCAUUUUUCAACAGAAGAUCACAAGCCUAAUAAUCCUCUCGAAAAAGAAAGAAUUCUCAAUGCUGGUGGAAGUGUGAUGAUUCAACGAGUAAAUGGUUCUCUCGCAGUUUCUAGAGCACUGGGUGAUUAUGAAUAUAAGAAUGUAGAGAGUAAGGGUCCCACAGAACAACUUGUCUCUCCUGACCCUGAAAUCUCAGUGGUAGAAAGGCACGAAACGGAUCAGUUCAUUGUUCUGGCAUGUGAUGGAAUAUUCGAUGUAUCUAGUAAUGACGAGCUUUCUGACUUUAUAAUAUCUAGGAUGGAAAUUUGUGAUGAUCUAGUUAAAGUCUGCAACAGUGUCGUUGAUACAAGUUUGAACAAGGGGAGUCGAGAUAACAUGACAUUGAUAAUUUUGGCAUUUCCUUCGGCACCGAAGAGCAAUUCUGAAGCAAAGAAAAGAGAGGAAGAAAUGGAGGAAAAAUUGAAAAACCUAGUUAAAGAAAUAUGCAGUGAGGUGAAGGAUGAACCAUUAGAAAUUGGAGGAUUAAUGCAAACAGUAGCAAAUCGUCAACAUGAAAUCAAAAAUCUUCCCCCAGGUGGAGGUGUAUAUGCAAAGCGAUUCCUCAUUGAAAGCGUUUUUAAAGAAGUCUACACUGGUAAAACUGCUUCUGAGGACUCAUAAUUGAGAUUUAUGAAUUGAACUUUUUGAUAUGUAUUAUAAUUUUUGCUAUUGUUCCUGGUGGAAUGACGCAAGAGUUAGAGCCACCCCGCUAUCAAGUGGGUCCAAGUCGCAUUCUUUCAUCGAAGUGAUGCGGUAGAAGAUCCUAGCUAAUCUGUGGAAUAUAAUUCAAAUCUGAAGGAAACUUCAAACAGCUAUUUUAUCAAUUAUAAGCACUAACUAGUAAACCAUCAUCCCUGGAUAAACUUGUUGCUGUUCCGAAACAACUUGGAAGAUUUCGAAACUAACAGAAAUUACAACUUAAAAAAACUACUUUCUUAUUUUUAUCACUGUAACUUCCAGUUGUUUCUGUUGUAAUUAGAAAUAGAACCUCGAAUAGGAUCUGUGAAGCAGUAUUUUCUUGUAAUUUAAAAAACUUUCUUAGCUAUCAACUCAAAAAUUAAUUUGUCGACACAUAUCCAGUAUUUUAUGCUACUGAGCACAGGUUGUGCUUGUAAUAUAAAUAUGUACUUACUCUAUAUGUAUGAUUUGGCUGAUACCUUUAUGAACGUUUUGAAAUAUUGUAAAAAUGUACUACAGUAGUGUGAAAAUGAUUUUGAUUAUUUGUUGAGGCUACAAAAUACUCUAUUUUUUAAGUCGCUUUUAUUUUACUGUUUCCAUUUAUGGAUGUCGUGUUGACCGUUGAUGAUUUAAUUUCUCGUCCAUUACUAUUCGUCGUUGGCGUUAUUUCUUCUCAUUUUACGACUGACUGAUUAUCUAUCCUUGUGUGUAGUAGUUGCAGCAGCAUGUAAUUUUCAUUUUGUAUUUGCUAACUGCCUUGUUUUCUACUACGAUUAUCGUUCAUGAUUUUAUGUCUCCCUCCACCAUAGCUGAUGAAACGUCUUGAAAAACACGAUGUUGUCGUGGGUUUUAUAAUUAUUAUUAUAAAAUUAAAUAUACAUAUUCAUAUCAAUUUUCAUAAUGAUGAAUGGGAUUUAUUUUUAUUUUGGUGGAUUGUCAUUCAUGUUCAUAACGAUUUGAACUUUUUAACGAUUUAAUAUUCUUCGUAUCAGAACAAAUUUAUAGUUUCCACAACCAUAAGACCCACACCCACUUGUGAUAGCUUUUUUGGAAAAAUUCUGGAGAACUUCUCCGUCAUGGCCUGAAUUUAUAUUUUGGAAUGAAUUCUAUAAUUUCACACGGUUACAAUACAACAAAAAAGAAUAUUUAUUAAAAGGAGUUUUUAGUCGGUGAUGUUAGAACUAAUAGAAAAUUAGGACUGUUUGAAAGAAUUCUUUCUAUCCUGUGCUAAGAUGAAACAUAUAUAAUAUUCAUCAAAUGUCUUUUAGUCUAAAACAUUCGAAAGACAUUUGGUUCAGUGGAAUUCUAGUUCUUCUGAAAUCCUAGCAGUCCUUCCUUAUGAAUUCUGAGAGAUUAACUAGUCUAUCUUUGGUUACUGCCAGUCACUUACAGGCUGGUAAUGAAAUAAAUUGAUAUGAAUUACAUUCUAUGAAAGGGAUGGUGAACUUUUUUUAAUACAUGGGUCAAAAACUAUAUUUUCAUUAUGGAAAAAAAUACAUAGGUCAUACAUAUUAAUACAAUGUUUGCCCCAAAGGAAACUUUCUGUUGCAACUUGCAAUCUUUGGUUGGUAUUGUGUAGUUUUGAUCUUUACACCUGCGGCACUUAUAUCAGGAAUUAGGUGAUUUCUGGAACUAAAUUUUAUAAAACUUAUGUGCAAAAAAUGCGGAUUUGCAUAUGAAUUAACGAAACAUCGAAUCUUUUUUGGUUUCAAAAAAUAAGAUUUCAAAUUAUGAAUUUUAUACGGUAUGCACCUAACCAAAACAUCGCGUUUUGAUUGGUAUACUCACUUUCUAUAUGGUCAUUCAGUUUGAUACAUUCUAGUGAGUAGCCUUUUCUUAAAUAUAUUUCCAGAUAUCUGCAUUUGCCACUAGUUAGUUAUAAGUGUUGCCAAAUUUGACAUCUUGUUACUUUGUAAUAUCUUCAUCUGGUGAUUCUGAUCUACUUCUAGAGUUCUCAACGAACCUGCUGUUAUUUUCUGUGCUAUUUGUAUAAAUUGUUUUGACUUAGUAUAGAUGAAAUCCUGCAUCAUUGUCCUAUUCAGGAAGCUUAUCUGUUACCUUUGGAUUGAAUUUAACAGAAUCUAAACUUGGCUCUACUAAGUGGACAUUAUUAACAUAUUAUUUGAGUAUUAUAUUAUAAGCAUAUUCAAUAAUCUGUAAAAUUUGUAUGUUGACCUUUGUGCAGUCCAUGGUGAAUAUUUUUUUCACAAAUGACACCCAUUCUAAAAUAAUUUUUGUGCAUCACGAGCUGUUGAUGGGUUUGCUUAUGUAGUACCUGGAUGGCUUUAUUCAUUGUGUAUUAAUAGACAUGAUGAUUGUUUACUAUCUGGAAUCUAGUAUGAACUAGGCAUGUAAGCUUGCUCACUUUUGUAAUUGUUUUUGAUUUCGCAAAAAUUGGUUUUCAAAUGCUUAGGUGUCUCUGUCUCUUUUGUAAUUAGCUGAGCAGAUGGCAAAUGAUGAGAAACUUACUAUUUUUCUCAUAAUAAUUUCUUCAAAAAAA